This is a messenger RNA of Gryllus bimaculatus (two-spotted cricket), 930 nucleotides long. NCBI's taxonomy places the organism in Eukaryota, Metazoa, Arthropoda, Insecta, Orthoptera, Gryllidae. The record is from the annotation of a GenBank genome assembly.
GUGAGUUCACAAUCGAUUGUAAGGGAAACUUUGGAAUCAACGAAUUGCGCUGCGGCGGGCGAAUGGCCCCGAGCGGCGGCGGCGGCGGCCACCGCCCAAAAAGCCCGCGGCCCGUUUUUAUUGCGCCGCGAAACCGCGGGACACGCGCCGCUGUCCUCCUACCCUCUCGCUCGCCCCACUGCCCCUGGCCCUCCCGCCAGUCGACGGCUCUUCCAAUGCUCGGCGCCCGCCCCUACACCCGCUGCUGCAGUCUACAUCCAUCGCCCGCGCCCACACCCGCAGUCCACUGCCCGACGCCACACUGCCGUCGGCCCUACACCCGCUGCCGCCGUCUACAACCACUGCCCGCAGUCUACACCCGCCGCUACGCCCGCCGCCCGCCGUCUGCGCCUUACACCGCCUCCACGCCUCCACCCGCCGCCCGCCGCCUACACCCUCUGCCGCGCGUUCCACACUCAGCGCCGCCGCCCACACCGCUGCCCACCGCCCACACCCACCUCGCAGUCAACUGCCGCCGCCCUCACCUGCACCGGGCCGCCUACACCCUCUGCACGCCGUCAACACCCGCGCCCAUACCCGCCGCCUACACCCGUCGCCCGCCACCACACACCGCCGCCACCGCCUACACCCGCUCCCGCGGCCUAUACCCGCCGCCAUCCCCCGCCCGCCGCCCACACACCACGCCGCCGGGCCGCCCUUCAGCGCCGGCUGCCCGGUCCGUCCCUAGCCUUCCGCCAGCAGCCCGCCACCCACCGGCACUUCCCUUCCUCGCCGCCCGCUGCCGGUCUCCCUGGACCAGCCUCAGCUCUCCAUGUCAGACCCACGCCCGUCACAAGCCUCCUGCCGAUUACUGCCCCCACCUACAUCAACCAGUCUCCCGCCUCUUACCAUUUCUCUCCGCCUGACACUCGCCAUUUGCGUGCCCUCUGA